Molecule: messenger RNA, 3161 nt
Organism: Xenopus laevis (African clawed frog)
Lineage: Eukaryota; Metazoa; Chordata; Amphibia; Anura; Pipidae
Gene: traf7.S
Product: TNF receptor associated factor 7 S homeolog
Exons: 21
Coding region: 104-2323 (739 amino acids)
Biological process (GO): positive regulation of protein metabolic process; Notch signaling pathway; ribosomal large subunit assembly
Cellular component (GO): cytoplasm; nucleus; cytoplasmic vesicle
Molecular function (GO): zinc ion binding; ubiquitin protein ligase activity
Source: RefSeq, a predicted model, not a curated record
AUUGGUUGAAAGUGAUUCUCAGAUUUCGGGCAGCCGGAAUUUGUAGUUUCCUAAUCGCCUGUCUAAGGAGGUGGGCUUCUGGAAAGGAACUUCAAUUCCCAAAAUGCCAUGCGCCGGGAAUUCCCGGAAUCUAGGUUUAUGCAUUUUUUUUUUUGCUAGGGGAGAAGUAGGGAUUUGGUGCAAGCCGGAAAACAGGUCUACAGAUUGGAUCAGCUCCUGGUCUGUUGAUUGGUCGGGGACUUUCCACUUCUCACUAACUUAUCGCCCACUGCUUGUUACAUGCCUUUCUGUACAGAUCACUCCUCUACAUCCCGGCCAGCACGCACACAAACUUGGGACCGUCUCCUCUGAACAACCGGCAGGGAAAUGUCCUAGUGAAUACAUCGCACAGCUCCGUGCAAAGACUAGAAUGGAGACCACGUUUGGUCCUGCGUUCUCAGCAGUGACAACUAUUACCAAAGCUGAUGGAACCAAGCACAGACGGACCCCCUCCUCAUCCAGUACCCUGACAUUUUCCCCCCGGGAUGAAGAUGAUGUUAUGCCUCCAAUCAGCACCCCGAGACGCUCGGAUUCUGCCAUUUCUAUACGGUCCCUGCAUUCGGAGUCCACCAUGUCCCUGAGGUCCACGUUCUCGCUCCAUGAAGAAGAAGAAGAGCCGGACCCGCUAGUGUUUGCGGAGCAGCCCUCGGUGAAACUCUGUUGUCAGCUCUGCUGCAGCGUCUUUAAAGAUCCUGUCAUUACCACAUGUGGGCAUACGUUCUGCAGGAGGUGCGCUCUGACAUCUGAAAAGUGUCCGGUGGAUAACGCCAAACUAACGGUGGUCGUGAACAACAUCGCUGUUGCCGAGCAAAUAGGAGAGCUUUUCAUUCACUGUAAAUAUGGCUGCCACCCCUCCUCCAACGGCAAGCCGGCUGUUUUCGAAGUGGAUCCUCACGGCUGCCCCUUCACCAUUAAAUUAAGUGCCAGAAAGGACCAUGAAGGGAGCUGCGAUUACCGACCGGUCCGUUGUCCUAAUAACCCCAAUUGUCCCCCGUUAUUAAAGAUGAACUUGGAAGCUCAUUUAAAGGAGUGUGAACACAUCAAGUGCCCUCAUUCCAAGUAUGGGUGCAACUUUAUAGGGAACCAAGACACCUACGAGACACACCUAGAAACGUGCAAAUUCGAGGGGCUGAAGGAAUUUCUGCAGCAGACAGACGAUCGGUUUCACGAAAUGCAGGUGGCCAUGACGCAGAAGGACCAGGAGAUUGCAUUUCUGCGCUCCAUGCUGGGCAAGCUCUCGGAGAAGAUCGACCAGCUGGAGAAGAACCUAGACCUGAAAUUUGAUGUUUUGGAUGAAAACCAGAGCAAGCUGAGCGAAGACCUGAUGGAGUUCCGUAGAGACGCCUCCAUGCUGAAUGAUGAACUCUCCCAUAUCAAUGCCCGGCUGAACAUGGGAAUCCUAGGAUCCUAUGAUCCUCAGCAGAUAUUUAAGUGCAAAGGCACCUUUGUAGGACACCAGGGCCCUGUGUGGUGUCUGUGCGUUUACUCCAUUGGAGACCUGCUCUUCAGCGGCUCAUCAGACAAAACAAUAAAGGUGUGGGACACGUGUACGACAUAUAAGUGCCAAAAGACCCUGGAAGGACAUGAUGGCAUUGUUCUUGCUCUCUGUAUUCAAGGAAGCAAGUUGUACAGCGGUUCAGCAGACUGCACUAUUAUUGUGUGGGACAUUCAGACUCUGCUGAAGGUUAAUACCAUUCGAGCGCACGACAACCCUGUUUGCACCUUAGUGUCAUCGCAUAAUAUGCUGUUCAGCGGCUCCCUGAAAGCCAUCAAGGUGUGGGACAUUGUGGGCACAGACUUGAAACUGAAGAAGGAGCUUACAGGCCUAAACCACUGGGUGCGAGCUCUUGUGGCCUCUCAGAACUACCUGUACAGUGGGUCCUACCAAACCAUCAAGAUUUGGGACAUCAGAACGUUGGAAUGUGUCCAUGUCCUGCAAACAUCAGGUGGCAGUGUGUACUCCAUCGCAGUAACCAACCACCAUAUAGUCUGUGGGACAUACGAGAACCUUAUACAUGUCUGGGACAUUGAAUCCAAAGAGCAAAUGAGGACGCUGACAGGACAUGUUGGGACAGUGUAUGCGCUGGCUGUCAUAUCCACACCUGAUCAAACCAAGGUUUUCAGCGCCUCGUAUGACAGAUCACUGCGGGUGUGGAGUAUGGAUAACAUGAUCUGCACCCAGACGUUGUUGAGACAUCAGGGCAGUGUCACGGCUCUGGCAGUGUCGCGGGGUCGCCUCUUCUCUGGUGCAGUGGACAGUACAGUGAAGGUCUGGACUUGCUAAAUGGCGCGGGCAAAGCCCAGGGCAGCGUUAGGAGCCAACAAAACCAAAUUCCAAAGCCCCGCAGUUACUACCGGAUGGAGGAACUGCCCCAGUGCCAGCCAUGUACUCUCAGCUGACUUUUUAUACUUCUCAAUGGAGCCGGCAAGCUUUUAAGGGCGCACUUGGCAUGGGGCUCAUGCAAAAUUAGGAGACGCUGACUUACUUUAGGCUGGAUUGGCCUUAUUUGCUCGCAUGAUGCUGGAACUGGGAGUUGCUUUUCAGAGGGGUGAAGCCUUCACUACUACUUGUGUAAAUAGUCUGCAUCACUAGCACUUUCCAGUGUGAGGAAGGAACUCGGCUGCCACACUCACCCAACGCAACCCAAUCCGCUCUCUUCAACGGAAACACUCCAAGCAACUUAAUUCGGAAUCUCAGCUGUGGGUCGGCACCUCCUGCCGGUUUCACUCACACUGGUGUGUUUGUUCAUCAUGGAGUCGGGCAGAGGGAGAGAAUCUAUCAAUGUCAUGUCUCUGUACUACGUAUGCAAUUACUGUGAUAAAGACAAUUAAUGGCUAGUCCGAAUGCCAAACCUUCUUGUAGGCUCUUCUCAGAAGAGAACGCGGCACCCCUGAGAUAUCGGAGUGAUUGUUCAUGGUUGAGAGAAAAUCUGGAAGUAUCUUCUUUACUGUAAAGUGACUGUAUAGCAGGAUGGAUGAGAGUGUGGCGUCACAGUUAAAGGGUUGGUUCACCUUUAAGUUAACUUUUAGUAUGUUCUAGAAUGGCUAAUUCUAAGCGACUUUCCGUUAUUUAUUUUUUUAUAGUUUUUUUUCAAUUAUUCGUCUUCUUCUUCUGACUCUUU